Molecule: messenger RNA, 3056 nt
Organism: Porites lobata
Lineage: Eukaryota; Metazoa; Cnidaria; Anthozoa; Scleractinia; Poritidae
Source: the annotation of a GenBank genome assembly
GCAGCUCAUUCACAUCGUUGGACCGAUCUCUCCAUGUAUAAGCUGCUUAUCAUUCAAACGGCUCGUCAUUUUUCUACUUCAGCCUGGUUAGAGUAUGACUUGGCGUUCAGAAAGGAUGCAGCUGCCUCUGGCCUCAGUGACUGGUCAAGGAUGAACUUAGACCUAUACAACUUUCACUUAAGGUCUCCAGCCAUGGCCUCACCCCUGCCACCUCGGUCGUCUUCUUCCACGGCAUCAGCUCCACUUCCUGCCGCCUCCCGUGACACCAGCCUGGUCCCUCCUUUUUGCCAUUCAUGGAAUGAUGGGCAGUGCCGCUGGCCCUUUGGUAGGUGCAAAUAUCGACACCGCUGCAGUAACUGUGAGGGUGAACACACCCAGAUCAAUUGUCCAUUUCCCAACUCCUCUGGCGCACGAUCCCGAUCUCCCAAACCCGGGAGGAGAGGGGGACGGUACUGAAUGGGCGGUUAUGCCCGGUGAGGCUUGUGUACAUAGUGUAAAUAGUUUUGUUGCGUCGUCAGGGGGGCAGCGUGAUCUGCGUUCCUCAGUCAAGUCGUCUUGUUCUGUUACAGUUCAAGUUAGUAUACCCAGCGUUGCAGUUUCUGUUCAUUCUUUCUCGCCAUUAGCCCCAGCCUCCCAGGUCUCUCCACUACGGCUGGAUCAAUUUCAGACAGAGCUACAGCAUCAUCCUGACCAGGCAGCAGUGGCCUAUGUGUUGUCCGGAUUACGUGAGGGUUUUCGUAUUGGCUUUGAGUCGUCCAUGGUCAAUCUUAAGUCCACUUCUUCGAACAUGCGUUCCUCCUUCAAGCACCCUUUUGUGAUAGACUCCUACUUGCAGACCAAAGUUUCCUCCGGCAGGGUGGCUGGCCCCUUUUCAGCUCCUCCUUUUCCUUCUCUACAUAUCAGCCGUUUUGGGGUCAUUCCCAAGAACAAUCAACCAGGCAAAUGGCAUCUCAUCCUUGACCUCUCCUCUCCUGUUGGGCACAGCGUGAACGAUGGCAUUCCUAAGCCUCCCUUCACAGUGCAGUACGUUUCAGUCGAUGCAGUUAUUGAGGGCAUCAUGGCGCGGGGUCGCGGAACACUAAUGGCUAAGUUUGAUGUGGCCAGUGCAUACCCGAAUGUGGCUAUCCAUCCCGACGAUCGCCCAGUCCCAGAUGCAGUGGCGUGGAAAGUACUUUGUCGAUCUGGUUCUCCCGUUUAAGUUGCGUUCAGCGCCAUUUAUUUUCACGUGUAUUGCGGACCUGGUUGAAUGGAUCUUGGUUCAUAAUUAUGGCGUGGACUUCCUACGCCACUACCUGGAUGACUUUUUUACCCUUGGUCCACCGUCAUCCCCGCUCUGACACUUCUAUUUACUUACCUGUGUUUGCCUUUGUGAAAGGCUUGGCCUCCCCCAUCCUGACAAGGUAGAGGGACCGUCGACUUGCUUAACUAUCCUCGGGAUUGAACUCGACUCCAAUAGGCUUCAGGCUCGCCUGCCCACUGAGAAAAGAGACCGGAUUGUUGCCUUACUUGAAGAGUGGUCCACCAAACGUUUCUGUAAGAGGCGGGAGUUGGAAUCCUUGAUUGGCCACCUCCAUCACGCCUGCAAGGUUGCCCCACAAGGGAGGACUUUUCUUUGUCGGAUGAUUGACUUGCUUUGCGCCUUCCGCCUGGACGAUCACCCCAUCAGGCUAAACCUAGAAUUCCGUCACGACCUUACCUGGUGGCGAGAGCUUUUUCAAACCUGGGAUGGCCUCAGUUUCUUUUGCAUGCCCACGUGGGCGCCCGUCCCGGACUUCCAAGUCUCGUCGGAUGCUGCAGGCUCACUGGGCUAUGAGGCUAUUUUUAACACAAAAUGGUUUUGCAGCGCUUGGUCUAUGGAGCAACGGUCGUUAUCGAUUGCGUACAAGGAGCUCUUCCCCAUAGUUGUAGCCGCCGCCUUAUGGGGUUCUCAGUGGGUCUCUCGGCGGGUUGAGUUCCUGUGCGACAAUGAGUCAGUGGUGGCUGUACUUAAGUCUGGCACUUCACGGGACCACCACUUGAUGGGGUUGCUGCGUCAUUUAUCCUUGCUGGCUAUACGCCACUCAUUUAUGUUUACUGUGUCUUCAGUUCGCGGCUUGGCCAAUCCAGUAGCUGACUCCCUCUCACGCUUUCAAUUUCAGCGUUUUCAUCGUCUGUCACCCUCAAGCUGACCUGACUCCCUGUGUGAUUCCCGAGUCCCUGCUGGCCGCACUCCAGAUGUGUUGACCCAGAGGUGUUAGUUUCUGCUCUCCCAGGGACUCGCACCCUCCACUCGGCGUGUUUAUCUCUCUGCUCAACGUCGCUAUAUUGACUUUUGCCGCCGGGAUGGUCGCCUUAACAGCGAUGGCUUCUUCCCUCCUGCCGAUGAGGAGACUCUCAUGCGCUUUGCUUCACUCUUUGCCGACAACUUGACCCACGCAUCUAUAAAAGUAUACCUGUCAGCAGUACGUUCAUUUCACAUUGACCAUGGCUUGUCGGACCCUUUCGUCAACUGCCUUCACUUGCAGCGUUUGCUCAGGGGAAUUAAGCGGGUUUAUCUGCGGGAUCAUCUGCGGGCGAUUCAACAUCAUCUGGACUUCUCCAUGAGAGACCAUGCGAUGCUGUGGGCGGCAUGCUGUUUGGGUUUCUUUGGUUUCUUACGAGCUGGGGAGUUCACGGUGAAUUCUGCAUUUCAGCCUAGUAUCCAUAUGACUGUUGCUGACCUGCAAGCUGAUUCCCUGGUGAAUCCUACCUGUUUUAAAGUUCAUAUCAAGUGCUCUAAGACUGAUCCGUUUCGCAUGGGCUGUGAUAUAUAUGUGGGGCGUGGUGAGGGCCCAGUGUGUCCCAUCCGUGCCUUGGGCAACUUCUUGGCUCUGCGUGGCUCUUCUGAGGGUCCUCUCUUUACUUUUAGUGACGGUCGCCCUCUUACUCUGCAACAGUUGUCAUCCACAGUUCCGUCUAUCUUGCACGCAGCUGGCUACACUGGCUCCUAUUCAGGCCAUAGCUUCCGUAUUGGGGCGGCAACUACAGCUGCUGCUCAGGGAGUUCCGGAUCAUCUGAUCAAGACCGUAGGCCAGUGA